Saccostrea echinata is the source of this 2918-nucleotide messenger RNA. RefSeq names its product alpha-1,3-mannosyl-glycoprotein 4-beta-N-acetylglucosaminyltransferase C-like. Bases 12 to 1610 code for a protein of 532 amino acids. Gene Ontology annotation, biological process: protein N-linked glycosylation. The record is from RefSeq and is a predicted model, not a curated record. NCBI's taxonomy places the organism in Eukaryota, Metazoa, Mollusca, Bivalvia, Ostreida, Ostreidae. Gene Ontology annotation, molecular function: acetylglucosaminyltransferase activity. The transcript is spliced from 6 exons.
UUGUGGAAAGAAUGAAGCUGGGGUUCUUAAAACGGAUCGGAUAUGGGAUUCUGAUACUCUCUUUUCUGACGAUAGUCUUCCAUGUUACUGUGCUUAAUAGGCGCCGAUCAAGUGAUGUUCUUACUUUUCGAGCAAAAGACCUGUCACAAAAAGAAUACAGGUGGCUAAAUAAUAGAAAGGAAACACAGCAAUGGGAGUCAUUCAGAGACAAGGGAAAUCCAGAGAAAGAAAGCGUGGUAGUCCAGACUGAUAAUUAUACACUCCAUUUUUCCUCCAACACAAAAGAGUUGUCGUCAGGAAAUGACGCAAAGGAUUAUGUACCAAGACAGGUGUCAUAUCAAGACUUCUUAAACCAGCCAUCAGUUGAUCUCACCAAGCUACGGGCAAACUGGAGAGCCGAUGCCCGCAUUAUACAGAACGCCAGCAAUAAACAAAGAUUCCUGACAAUUGGUAUACCAACAGUUAAACGUGAGAAAGACGAAUACAUCCUAAACACCGUUCAGUCCAUAGUGAACUGCACAACAGAGAACGAACUUACGGAAAUUUACAUUGUUGUUUUCCUCGCGGAUUUUGACGCGAAAUGGAAGGAGGACAUAAGCAAGAGAUUACGAAAAAACUUUCAAAACAUUAUCUCCAAGGGAACGCUGCACGUAAUUCAGGCAUGGGAGUCAUUUUAUCCGCCAUUGGAUAAUUUAAAACAUACGUUUGUGGAUCCAGAGACCAAGAAAAGAUGGCGGGCUAAGCAGAAUGUAGAUUACGCUUUCUUGUUUCUGUAUAGUCAGGUUCUCUCCACGUAUUACAUACAGCUAGAGGACGAUAUUUACACUAUACCGGGUUAUCUAACGGUCAUUAAAGAUUACAUUAAUAAGAUGAAGGACCGCUGGGUGUGUUUAGAGUUCUCAGAACUAGGCUUUAUAGGAAAGUUAUACCACUCUACCGAUAUUGAAAAACUUGCCAAAAUGGUGCUUCUAUUUUACGCACAACAGCCUUGUGACGUAACAUAUUUGAAUUUCAAUGUACAAAUGUUGCAAUUUAAGCGACGAAUUCGUCGACCCACCAUAUUUGAACAUGUAGGCUAUCACUCUUCUCUUCCGGGUAAAGUACAACCUCUUAAAGAUCGCUUCUUUCUGGCCCAUCCUAAAACCUUAAAGGGAGAUAAUCCACCCGCCAAAAUCUACACCAGUCUACCCUUCGAGGGAUAUUUUAACCCGGAUAAAGCGUACAACAAAGAGGACGGUGUGUUCUGGAGUAAAAGGAAUGGAAAAGCAAACGAUUGGGUGUCUGUAGUGUUUGAUAAACCCCAGUUACUGGACAGAAUAAUCAUACAAACCGGAACAGAAUCUCACCCGGGCGAUAAAAUUCAUUACGCCAAACUCGAGGCUAGUCUUGCCUCGGUUUCAAAGGGGCCUGGGAUGCCCGUAUGUAAAGACAACAAACUGCUGGGUUAUUUUGAAGAUGGCGAUCUUAAAAUUGAUGACGUUCGAUCUGUCACCAAGCAGCAGAAAAUUCACUGUUUGAAUAUCAUUAUUACCAACAAACAAGAGACUUGGGUGAUAGUCAAAGAAAUCGCCGUAUUUGCUGUACCCCAGGAAAACAAGCAGAAGUCUUGAUUAGACACAGUCCCACAGAAUCUUUGCUGAAAACAGCACCUUCAAUUUUUUUUAAAUCGAGCCACCGCUCACUUUACAUAACGGAAGUGCAAUACAUCAAUGAAUCCACGUGUUGAAGUCCAGAACAGUGCAAUAUUUAAUAAUAUAGAUACCAGUUUGUAUGUUGUCAUAGACAGCAACUGAGAUAUACAGAAACGUGGGUAAACGAAGGUAUGGCUCGUGAGAAAAAUGUCCUCCAAAAUAACUGCUUUUUGGUGGUAUGUUAGUGAUAUUAUCAUUGCUUAGAACAGGUAUAAUUCCUAAAGUGCCAGCAAUCAAACCACUGAAAUCAAAGAAAAUUCAAAACUAAAUAAAUAAACAUUCCGAUUAGAUGUCAAGAAACAAGAAAAUUUUAAUUCUUUUUUUUUUUUUUUUUUUUUUUUUUUUUGGCCAAAGUCAAAUGUCUGAAAAUAAGAGUUUCGAUCAAGAAAAAAUACCCAGCCAUUAAACAUGCAUUUUGCCACUUCUAAAUUUUUCCGCAAUAACGAUAUAUCGUGAUUUUUAACUCACAUGAAUUUGAGUUCGGUGCUCAAGUGAGUUCCUCUGACGAAUUGUCCAGCGUAUAUAUAUUGUAAGAGUGAUCACAAUACAUGGAAUUAAGAAGAAUCUUUUUAAGAACAGCAGGGUCAAUAUGGUCCAUUAGGGUGGGAACAAAUCAGAUAUUCAUAGUUUGAAAUUGGAGUAUAUAUUUAAAGGAAUAGCAUGACCCCCCUACCCCCCCCCCCCACCCCAUCCACCGGGGGAGGACAAUCUUAAUGCAGGUAAGAACUGUGUGACUCAUGGAUCUUCUUUUUUCUCUGAACCAUCCAUACCUUUCUUUACGCAUGUCAUUUUCUGUGUGACACAAAGGCGGUGUUUUGUCAAAACCAGUACUUGCAUAAAAUCGUUGAUUUGUGUCAGCAUUAUUUAUAGAGCUUCCUUUUUUGUGUGACUGGCAGCGGAAUUUAAAUAAUUGUAUUCAAUGAGAGAGAGAGAGAGAGAGAAAGAGAUGCUUACCGGUGAGUUUUUUAAUUAUAUGCUUUACUUUGCCAUUUGUUAGAUCUCGACAAGUGUUUGAUGUUGAUUUGUUUUUUUUUUAAUUUGGAUAGGCUACUUUUUGUUUUAUUAAGCAGUACAUUGUACUUCAACAUAUAUAUAUAUGUAUGUCUAUAUAAUUAUAAUGAAUCAAAAUAUUUUACGAUUGAAUCAAAUAUAAUUAUAGCAUUCCGGUUUUUAAAGAAUGAUCUAUGUCUUAAUAAAUUAGAAGUUAAAGUAAUAAAAAGUUUUUUU